Oreochromis niloticus (Nile tilapia) is the source of this 1217-nucleotide messenger RNA. Its product is annotated as tetraspanin-6-like. Lineage: Eukaryota; Metazoa; Chordata; Actinopteri; Cichliformes; Cichlidae. The transcript is spliced from 9 exons. Bases 338 to 1060 code for a protein of 240 amino acids. Gene Ontology annotation, cellular component: plasma membrane. The record is from RefSeq and is a predicted model, not a curated record. Gene Ontology annotation, biological process: regulation of vascular endothelial growth factor signaling pathway.
UGGUCUAACCCAUGGGUUAUUUUAGCAAAAUGCUACGGUGGGGCACUGCUCUUAGCUGAAUUUCUUCUUUGUUUUUAAUUCUAUUUCUGCCCACAGCUUUUUUCUUUUUUUGUUUUGCUUCUUGUUUUUAAGUGCAUGAGAAGUAAAGCAUGUUUUUUUCUAACUGCAUGUGUUUUAUGAGGUCUUACUGUACAUGUGAGGGUUUGUCCACAGAGGAGUCUUUUGUGUUUCACUUCUGUGUCUUCCUAUUUUCACAUUCACUCAGUUUGAACACACAAAGCUGCACAUUCUCACACUCACGGUUACAACCUCACUGCUUCACCUACAAAAAGUGAACAUGGGGAAAAUUAAUGGAUGUCUCAAGUGUAUUUUUGUCUUCUUCAAUGUGCUCUUUGCAAUCUUUGGAGCUUUACUGAUUUAUGGAUUGCUACAGACCUCUGCCAGCUACAAGGGGGAGUUCUCAUCUCUUAAUGUGCCAGGCUUGAUCUUUUGGGUUUUUGCCAUCUGCUUCUUCGGUGUUUCCUCUCUGGGAAUCUUUGCUACAUGCUGUGAGUCAAUCAUCGGCCUCAAACUAUUUGCAAGCUUCAUGGGGAUUGGAAUGAUCAUCAUGUUGUACUGUGGCAUCACUGUAGCGAGAAGAAGACAUGAGAUAGAGACUGCCUUCCGGGAUGAACUACAAAGGGCCAACCUAAGAGAAGAAGUCCUUAGAAGCAUGGUUGAGGGGAUACAGUCAAAUUUUCAUUGCUGUGGAUUAACGAGUCCUGGAGACUGGGUUUAUGAAAUCCCUGACUCCUGCAAAUGCAGUAAUGGAAGAUAUGGCGGUUCUGGGGAUUUUGGCUCACCCAGAUGCCAAUCCAAGCCUCAGGGAAUCAGAGGCCCAGAUGAAAUCUAUGAACAGCCCUGCAUCAUUGAACUUUUGAACCUUGGCUUUAACAUCCUGUUUGGCUUCUUCUUUGGAUUUGCUAUUAUAGCCCUGCUGGGCCUGCUCAUUGCCAUCUGCAUGAUUAAUCAGAUCAAAAGUGACAACAGUAGAGAAUCCAUGUACUUGAGGAAGUACUAAAGGGAGCCACCACACCACAUGUCCUCUGACCUUUGAGUUAUGGUGCAUCAAGAGGAGUCGUGAUCAGGACGGGAUUUACUUUGUUUUACAAAAAGAAAAAGUAACGUGUCUUGUAAGUCAUUUCUCAUUUUUUAAUGUACCAAGCAUAACUUAAAAA